Molecule: messenger RNA, 339 nt
Organism: Dunckerocampus dactyliophorus (ringed pipefish)
Lineage: Eukaryota; Metazoa; Chordata; Actinopteri; Syngnathiformes; Syngnathidae
Product: kelch-like protein 42
Exons: 1
Coding region: 12-257 (81 amino acids)
Source: RefSeq, a predicted model, not a curated record
CGCUCUUGUAAAUGGCCCCCACGGCAUCUCUAGAGAUCUGCCUGGAUAACUGCGUGAAGCUCUACAGCCUCUCUGAGGUUCACGGGAUGAAAGACCUGCAUCACGCCUGCCUCAAGUACAUGAGCUGCCACUAUCACCCCAUGAUGAGGCGACCGGAGUUCAGCAGCCUGUCCUCCGCCGUCAAGGACCAGGUGAGAGAGAUGCCCAUGAUGGGCACAGCCGCCCAAUGUGUUUGCUACGUUCCAACCAGGCUUUAGGCCCCAACACAGCACUGAGACAGCUCUGAUCAAGGUGACAAAUGACACAGUUGACCAUGUGAUCUUAUUCUAGAGGUUAGAA